This is a messenger RNA of Pelobates cultripes (western spadefoot toad), 18392 nucleotides long. NCBI's taxonomy places the organism in Eukaryota, Metazoa, Chordata, Amphibia, Anura, Pelobatidae. The record is from the annotation of a GenBank genome assembly.
AUUCACAGUGCUGAGUACAAAAUACAGAAAUAAAUGACAUACAGAUAACAAAUUGCAAAACAGUACAUAAAAUAAAAUAGGAGAAAACACAAGAAAUUCCUUACAUGUAUUUACCCCAUAUAGAAUUCUUUCUGGAGUGUUAGAUGGUAUAGGUCUCCUAGAAGUUGCUGACAAAAGAAAAAUGAAUAACUGACUGGAUAGUCCAGCACCCUCAUUAAUAUAUCUAAACUAGUUGUUUCUCAGUGGGCAGACCCCUGGGGGGGGAUCAGAGGGGGUUGGUCUGGCAGUCUAUUGCCCACUCUAUGAAAUUCCUUGUGUCCAGCUCUGGUGAUGGCUAUCUAGAUGUUUUAUGGUCUAGGCCUGGUGCCAGAUCAAAGACCACAAUAAAAGUCAUCCCAAGGUUUAGAAAAAAAAACAACUCUUAACAUAUAUCAAUACAUCAAACACCAACUCAUGCUUUUGGCAUGACAGGAGGGUCCACCCAAACUCCUCCCACGCCGAUGUCAUCUGGCGGGGAGACCUAUUGAGCAUGCACGGCCACCAGUGGGAGAGACCUAAUUCGCAUGACCUGCCAAUAGGAAAGCAUUGAAAAGUGCUUUCAGAUGGGGAUUUCAGCGACGCUGGAGGUCCUCACAUAGGGUGAGGACGUCCAGUGACGCUAUAGCACACGAAAUGUGCCCUCUAGUGGCUGUCUAGUAGACAUCCACUAGAGGAGGAGUUAACCCUGUUUAUGAAAACUGCAAUAAUUACACUUGCAGGGUUAAGGGUAGUGGGAGUUGGCACCCAGACCACUCCAAUGGGCAGAAGUGGUCUGGGUGCCUGGAGUGUCCCUUUAAGCUGUAGUUGUUCUGGUGACUAUAAUGUCCCUUUAACUAACUAGAACAUGUGACAGAACCCUUAUUGCAGCCUGAUUCACAUUUAAAGUUGUCAAAUCAAUCGUUUUUCAUAGUGAAGCAUUGUGAAACAUGGCGCAUGUGAAAUGAUCCAUGCAAUCUGUCAAUUUAAUACAUCUAAUAGAGAACGAAUGGAUGCACACCAUGCGCUCAACAUCAUCAUGCAUUCAGCAAAAUGGUUACAGAUAUAAUAAUAGUUACUGAAUCUAGUUCAGUCAAAAAGCCCCUAGCGAAAAGGUAAUUGCAACAUGUACGGUUUCUCAAACAUGUCAAUUUCCACUUGCAAUGCUGCACGGGCAGCAUCUUUGCCCCAAAAUCACUUGAAGGAACACCAUCCACAAACACAUGCCCGCUGUAGUUGUUAUGAUGUCAAGAAAUCCUCUAAGAGUACGUAGUCACAUAGUUUGACAAAUUACUUGGAUCCUCCAAGGCACCUACAGCCCUUCUUCUGAAAGGACAAUCUACUUAUCUCCACUGAGCUAACUGGGGCUACUCUCAGCCAGUGAGAGGCGUCUUGUAUUACGCCGUGCUUCUUCAGGAGUCAGCCAGACGCGGUGUUGCUGUCCAGGUAAAUUUUCAAACCAUUCUUAAAAGGUUUUUGCCAUGGUGCUCCUGGCACCAUGACCUCUGCAGCUGUAGUGCUUGCAGUUUUCCUUUAGGGUGGCAUGGUUUGAUUUUACUUUCUUUGCAACUGUAGGAGUGCCUGACGGAUGCUUUGACUCUUAAAGUGACACUAUAAUCACCCACACCAAGUGUCCUGGGUGCAGAGUCCCUGUCCCCCUGAGUCCUGCAAUGCAAAACAUUGCAGUUUUAAAGAAAUUCCGAUAAUUACUUCGCAGGAAUAAUUAAGCCUGUCACUCAGACAGCCACUGGGGGCCCCCCUAAAUGACGCUGGCAUCCGGCAUUAGUAAAAUCCAACUAGGAAAGUAUCAAAGCAAUGAUUUCCUAUGGGGAGAAUCCAAUGUGUUCGCGGUGCGUGCGCACUGCCCUCCUCGUCUAAUAACAUCAGAGAACGCGGAGCGUCAAGGAAUAGGGCGAGUAAAGAUUUUUUUUUUUUACCCUUUAGUUGCUAUGGGGAGAGAGGGCAGCCAGUGUUCACUAUAGUGUAAUGAACACACAUUUCUUUUACUGGGGUGUUGGAAUGGGGAUUGCCAGGGCACCAUAACCACUGCCGCCCGCUGUCGUAGUUUUGUUGCUCAGUCCCUUUAAGAAGCCAGCUCCAGCGUCAUUGAAUUCUACACAAAGCGCCGUAAGCCAGGACACUCGUGCCUCCCCCCUCGCAGUUAGAGCCAGCCGCAGCAUGGCUCCUCGAGCCGGCCCGGCCGUUGGGGGAUUUUUUUUUAAAGCCGGAGAUGCUCCUCGGGCAACGUGCGCGUGCCACCAGCCUAAGCCGCCCCCCCGGGAACGCUCGCGAGCUCUAAGGACAUUGCUCUCCCCCUCCCACAACCUCAGUGGCAACUUCCCAGCAUUGCGUCUUGACGUCAUCGGCCAGGGCGUUCGUAUUUAACAGGACGGCCCGGCUCUUUCCGGCGUUCAGUUGGGAGCAGCAUCUCGCACUGUUCGCGUCGUGCGUUAUAGCGUCUUAAAAGGCUAGACAAACGGCAUUAUUUAGGGAUAACAGCAGCUAUCUUUAUUACAUAUUAUUAUUUUUUUUUGUUUUCUUUGUGUUGUAACCGUAAAAAAAAAAAAAAAAAAGACCUCGGCAGCAAUAACCGCCCGACCGACAUCUACCGAAAGAAUAGCCGAUCCUCGCCCGCCUUCCCGAUACUACGUGUCCGUGAAUUCCAGCUCGAGCGAUCCCGGCCUUCCUACACUUUAGUUAUGAGUCAUGUGGCCAUCGAAAAUGUCCAUGCUUUAGAUCAGCAGGUCAGUAUGAGCGGGCUCGGGGGGCAGACAAUGGCGGCCUAGUCCCCGCCGCCGCCUGAGUGCGCACUUACAUAAUGCCGGGCCAUCCGGCCCCCUCCCCCACCCACCCCCUCCCUCCCUCCCCGGGAUCAGCCCUCUCCGGCCAGCCCGGCACGGCCUCCAUUUUAUCUCCCAGUAGUGGCUGCCGGUAAAUGCCGGUGCGUCACUGAGGGCCGGGUCACUGAUCUCGGCCGGUUCCUGGUCUCCGGUGGGGGGGAGGGGCCCCGGGAGGCCGUGCCGGUGGCUGUUAGCCCGGGUGGCGAGCCGAUGGGCCGGUUCUCCCCGCGGUGUGAGAGGGGGGAGCUGUAGGCCUUGCUGCGGCAUUCACACAAUGGCGGCCUUUGUGAGAGGAAGGGGGGGGAGGGGGAGACACGCAGUAGGGUUAUCCCAGUAACCCUGGGCCUGGGCUUCCUCCUCGCACCAUAACCACCGCGCUCACUGCGGGGACUGACCGAUUAUAUCGAUUUAUUUAAUAUUCUCCUAGUGUGUGGGGGGUUUAUGGAGCAGGAUAUUCCGGAGUAAUGUAAACAGUUCGGGAUUUCCUGCUCAGCUUUACGUGUUAUAUCGGGUCAGUGUCGGCAUCAAACUACAGCUUUAUUAUUGGGCAUUUAAUUACAAUCUAGACACAGGAUCCAUUUAUAUAUAUAUCGUUAUAUACACACGGUUAAUGUUGAUUGGGAUGUGCGCAGUGGAGGCUGCGAUGAGCUCAGUGCUGUACAACGUGCUCUGUUAGGCCUGGGCACCAGACUUGCCUGGAUCCUUUAUUAAUAAAGGUUUUAGAGCAGGUUUUUAAUACACUUUUAGAUUUCCUCCAAUUGGAAUAGCCUCCCAUACCCAUGCUAUAAACUUGGCCUAUAGUAUAAAUGAAUCCGUUUCCUGCGAGUAGAUGCUACACUGUUUGUAGCCGUCGAUUAACUUGUAUUUUUUUGUGUGUGUAUGUGGAGGUGCUGUGUAUUCUACAAUAUACCACAUCACCACUUUAUAAACCCAUGAGUAACUUUACAUUCCACUGAAAUUGACGUUUAGUCUAGAAUCACUGACUCAUAAUUUCCUUUAGCCAUUGGCAACUGAUGGCUUUAACCUUCUGUGCAGGCUUGUAGUGUAGUACAGCUCGAAACUUUUCAGUUCUACACUUGAUCUGUUCUGGUUAAUUCUAGUAUUUCUAGAUAGUUUUGAUGUAAUAGGUUUUGGUAGUCUAUUUUUACAGGGUUAUUUGAAGUACAAAACUGGAAAAUAUCCAGUUUUCAAUUUGUCUUCAAUCUGGAAUUUAUAUCAAAUUAUUGACAGUUCACACUUUUAUGAAUCAUUAGCUAUGAAAUAUUAGCCUACCAAUUAAAAGGGAACAUGAGACAUCACAAAUUUACUCAAGAUCAGCUUUUUACAAAAAAUAAAUGUUUUCCUCCAUGGUUCAGAACAGGGAAUGUGUUGUGACUGUACCCAUCUUGGGUGUAAGAACUUGACUUUUUUGAGAUCAUGAAACUACCAUAGUGUUGCACUGUACAACUAAAUAGGAAUUAUACCACACCGCGCAUGCAGAGUUGGGUUUUAGAUUUUUUUUUUUAAAUGCUCAAAGUGGCACUGUCACCAUCGGGGGACUUCACUGAAUUCAUAAAGACCCCGUGAUGUCACUGCUGGCGUUCCAGUGGCUGGGGUGGUAGAAAAAGGUGAGACUUGCCUUUCCCUUGGAGGCUUGUCCAUCUUGUUACGGCAGGUUUACUUCAGAAGCACCACUAGAUGACGUCCCUGUCGUACUCUUGCACAAGAGUAAAGCAAUGAGGUAUGUGGAGGAUCCCACGGGAUCCUUCAUAGACCUAGCCAAUUCCCUGUCUUUGGAUUGACACUGUACCUUAGAAAGUCAGGCAGAGGAAAUACACUACUUUUGACUCUGUAUAUCUCUUGUCUGGAUUGGAAUUUCAGUGACUUUAAAUUACUAGGGUACUUAAACGGUACAAGAAUUUUGGAGUCUGCCCCACCUGAGAGGUCACUCAGUGGUGCCAAAGGUUUAAAUGGGUUUGUAAAGAGUUUGGGAGUGUAACUGACACCAUAUGUCAGGAUGCAGUAAGGCCUGGGGAAGCACAGGGCUAUUAGCUACCGUGUGAAUAAAACUGAAUUUUAUAUUUAAAGGAUUCCUGCGCUCAAUUUUACAUGGUUUUUAUAUAUUUGCCUAUAUAUAUUGUUAGCACGUGUAUAUAGUUUGGGAGGAAAAACCUAUAUAAAAACUGACAUUGACAUGACUGCCAAGGGGGAGCAGAAAGGACCACCAUAGCGCAUGCACUACAGUUGCAAUGCAAACUCCCUAGCAGGCGUUACUAGUGCUACCUAUGGACUUUGAAGCGGAGUACCUGAUGUCACUCUGAUCAUAAGCCAGCAGGAUGGCAACUAGGCCAGUGUUGGCACUGCUGAGGAUGUUUGCCCUGCUUGGGGAUACAUAUCCCAAGCAGGGCAAAUCACAUAAGCAGGAUACGGACUGGAGGUGUUACAUUAAUAGUAACGCCCAUAAAAAAUAGUGGCGCAGCAAGGUAAGGUGGAUAAAUCUAUUCUAGAUUGAAUACACAAUGUAGCAUGCAAAAAAUUGGGGACAUUUUAGCCAAAAUGUAAACUUAGAGUAAAAGUUCACUGUCAGGCCAGGGUAGCCAAAUCGAAAACAUAGCUGACGUAUAUAAUUUAAGGUUCAGCUUUUUUUUUUUUUGUAGCUUACACUUUAGAACUUGCUUUGAAUUUUUACUUUAGUGAAUAACCCUCACAAUUUUUAACUCAACAAGGUGAUGUGUCAAAGGACUCAUUGCACUAUGUACAGUGAGCACUAACGGAUACAGUGCCACUUGUUUUAAGUUGUAUGUAAGCUAUAGUCCUUGGUUUUUGUUCAUGUAGCUACUAACUUGCGCAUAUUAUCUACAUGAGGGAUCACAAACUGCCAUCCUGGGUGUUAUUGUUUUGAGUGCAAUGAUUUCCAGAGUGUCUUGGGAGUUGUUCAGCAACAUCUGGAGGAAGGCAUUUUAAAUGAACUAUAAAAACUAUACUAGAGGCCUUUACUUAUGAAGACUUGCCAACAUUGUCAAAUGGUCAUCUGGGCUGUCAUUAGAACCUGGUACCACUGCAAAUGUUGCUGUAUGUGGAAUACCUGGAUCCAUCAGCUCACCCUGCUUGGUGGCAUAUAACUUAAGAAAUUAGUGAAUAGCCUAUGCAGUGUCUCUUUAUAAAUAGCGGUUUUGUUUUAAGCUCUGCUGCAUACAAGAGCACUUUUUGAACUACAUAGUAAAUAGCUUUGUACCACUCUGUAUUUGGAUAUUCAAAGUGGGAUGAUAUCUCCUUUUUUUUGGGUCUGGCAUCCAUUUUGUCUUUUUUAAUACCUUGGUUGUAUCUUCAGUAGCAAUAAUAAAUGCAACCAGUAGAGGUCUCUUACUCUAGCAAAGCGAAGUUAUUCUACAUAAUGCAGUAAUACUGUGGUCCAAGUGUUUCUUGCUCAAACAAUUGAUCAAAUCAGUGAUGGAUAGCUUUAGGUACUCCAGCUGUUCUGUUGUAAAGUUUAAAAUGCAUCUAUUUCUCAAGAUGGCUCAGAUAAGUUUUAUAGAUGUAGAAUCUAUUGGAAAUAAAAUUCUAUCCUUAUACUGCACUUGUACUAUACCAACUUACUUAGAAUUACUUAGAGAAAGCAAGUUAGAAUGCAAUCCGUUAUGACUAUAUGAAGGCAAAUGUAAAAGUAACCCUGUUUUCAACUUUAUUUUGUAGUUUGCUGGCCUGGGCUUGAACGCUGACGAACAAAGUGGUGGUGCAGCAACUAGUAAGUAAUCUUUUUUUGUGUAUGUGUAUAUGUACAUUAAAUGAAAAUAGCUUUUUUUUUUUCUCCCUUUAAAAUUCGCUUAUUUUCUUACCCCCAGAAGGCCGUUACAUUCCCCCACACUUAAGAAACAAAGAGGCUUCAAGACAAGGUAAGUCGCCCCUCUCUAUCAAAAUGAACACAUUCAUGAAUAGCAAGAACUGAUUUGACAUUGUCCUAAGUUCAGAUUUGCAACAAAUUCAAAACUGUUAAACUUUAUCCAUCUCAUUUUGAACAAGCCACGUUUGUAGGAAAUUCCCAAGAAGUCUGUCUGAAAAGGGUGGAAAAAAUAACUGUUUGCUACAGUGACUUGUGAUUUCAUGACAGAAUGCUAAAAUUCCUGCAAAAAUAGCAUUUUGUAUAUUUUUCAGAUGUAAUGUUCAGCCUUUUUCUUGUGCAGCUUGCCAACUAUUGUAGUGAUUACACUUAUUGUUGGUAACCCAAUCAUGAAUACUGUUUUUUGCUUUUUUCUUUCUCCCUCCUGGAGACUCAUACUCCAAGCCCAUACUAUGCCAAUGUCGCAAAGUAAUUAGAUCUAUACUAUAUUGGCAUUAUCAGGGUUAAAAUUGGUCUACUCACAGCAGAUGUAAUCAGUUUCCUGUGCAGUCAUCAUACUGUGAUUUGUGUCCAACGUGAUGCUUCUCAUUCAGAAAUAUUGGGACACACACUGCUUUUUAUACAGAAGCAUCAAAUCAAUGCAAACUGGAAACUGAAUGCAAACUUCCUUGGCGCUGGGGACUCUCCUCCUUCUGAUGUCAUCAUCUGAAUGCGCAUGCACGGCAAGAGCCGCGCGCAUUCAGCCAGUAGGAAAGCAUUCUCAAUGCUUUCCUAUGGACGCUGGUGUCUUCUCACUGAAAAUCAGUGAGAAGCACCUCUAGUGGCUGUCAGUGAGACAGCCACUAGAGGCUGUAUUAACCCUAAUGUAAACAAAGCAGUUUCUCUGAAACUGCUAUGUUUACAGCAGGCAGGGUUAAUCCUAGAUGGACCUGGCACCCAGACCACUUCAUUAAGCUGAAGUGGUCUGGGUGCCUAUAGUGGUCCUUUAACUACUGUUAUUGGCUGUAGGUUAGUAGCUGGUACAUUACCUAUUAAACACCGUUUAUAGUUCCUUCCAAGUAAAAUUCUUUUUGUUGCCCAAAAAAUAACUUACACUUCCAGAUCCACAUUUAGUGAUGCAGUAGGAAUGGCACAUGUCCUUUCUUUAGGACAGGGGUUCCCAAUUAAUUUUCCCAUGGAACACUUUGACAUGGUGUAUCAACAUUGUGGAACAUCUCACUGACACGUUGGUGGAGAGCUAAGCAGGGAGAUUGCCGCUCACAGCCAUUUUGUUUUUAGAUAUUUUGUUUUUAGAUAUUUUGUUUUUAGAUAUUUUGUCUGGAACACAAACUGGGAAACGCUGCUUUAGUAUAGCCGUUCAGUCGAUGGUAAUGCUUCUAUUAAAACCUGUAGCUUACUUACAGAAUAUUGAUCUGGCAGUGGUGGUAAACGAUAUGCAGUUGGUAGGUCAAAAAUUAUCAUUAAAUUCAUCAAUAUGCUCUCCAGACCUUAGUGCGAGUGUGUGUGUAUAUAUCAAACUUUAUUUAAUGCCCCUAUUCUCUUAAAGGUCACUUUAUGCAGUGAUGCAAAAAUUAAAAUUUAAGUUAUGGUAGAGUAACUGAAAAUACUUAAAGAUUUAUUGUUAUGUAGGUUAUCCACGGUGUCAGUACCCAGCUGUAGAUGUAUAUAAGGGCUACGGUGACUGGUGGUCCCAAAGAACUGGUACGGUUACCUGUCAUGGUGUGUUGGCUGUACAAUAGCUUGGCCUGCAUAAGCUAUAGCCAUUGAGCUGCCUGUGAAUUGCAGUGAGAGCCUAAGUGUUCAGCAUUAACAAAUCUUGUUCUGAGCACACAGACUGGCUUCAUUACUUAAUAUCCUAUUGUCUUGAGGUAUGAAGCUUAUAAAGCAGACACUUUCUGCACCAUACAUAGACUAAAUUCUAUGUCUUGUACAGGUUGACUUUUUUAUUUAUCUUUUUAUUAUUUUUUUGUUUAAAUUUCAAAACAAUCUGUACCCUCUAAAUUUAAAGACCAGCUGCAAUGCAGGCAUACUCUGAACUGUCAAGCUUUUUAUGAAAUGUUAGCUUUUCUAAAUAUUCAAACCUAAUUAAAACCAUUAUUUUUAAUUCACUUUGAAUCAGUUGAUUUUUCUCACUUGUAAGACACUGAUAUCAGAUAAAUGUACUAUACUAAUGUGCAUGUAAGAUUUAUUUGUGGGGUUUUGUCAGCUUGCUUUAGCUUGCUUUUAGACACUAGUUAUAUUUUGGCCAUGUGACACAUUUGGGUAAAAUUCAGGUUUAAAUUUUUUUAACAUUUUUGUCAAACUGUUCAUUAAAUUCACUUUUUUCUGACCUAAAGAUUCAAAUUGGGACUCACGUGGGGGUAAUGGCUACAUUAAUGGAACCGAUGGAGUAAAUGGAUGUGAUCGCAGUGGCUUUGGGAGUCGUGGUUCUGGCCGCUCAGACAGAGGUAUUGAAUGUUUAGCUUGUUUGAAUUGUGUUCAGCUCUCUGGAAUAUGUUGGUGCUUUAGAAAUGACUAAUUCACUGUUCUCACACCCCUAAAUCAGGGCUAAUCUGUGAUUAAAGGGACUCUCCAGUACCAGGAAAAUAAACCAGUUUUACUGGCACUGCGGAUCCUCCCACUCCCCCAUCCCAUGUUGCUGAAGGGGGUUAAAACGUAAUGCACAUGCGCAACAAUGGCUGUGUGCGCACAUUAGACCUCCCAACAGGAGAGCAUUGUUCAAUGCUUUCCUAUGGGGGUUCCGGUGACGCUGGAGGUCCUCGUGCAUAGUGUGACGUCCAGUGUCAUUGAAAACUUUCAUGUUCUAAGUUCUAAGAAGCCGGGGGUACCUCUAGUGGCUCUGAUAGACGGCCACCAGAGGAGGACUUAACCCUGCACGGUGGUGGUUGCAGUUUAAAAAACUCCAAUAAUUAAACUUGCAGGGUUAAGGGUGAUGGUAGUUGGCACCCAGACCACACCAAUGGGCAGAAGUGGUCUGGAGUGUUCCUUUAAACUUGCUAACAAUCGUAGUACAGCUAUCAGUUUACAGAGCAUUCAUACUGAUAGGAAACAUGCCUGCAUAAGGGAAACAUUUGAAACAAUGGAUCAUGGAAAAAAAAAAAUUUAAUUUAGGGAAGUGAGGGUAAACUUCAUUUAAAAGACCUGUAGACCAAAUAUCAGUGUACAAAAAGAUGCCUGUCUGCAAAACUUGACAGUGGAAGCUCUACUUUUUCCAAACUUUUUUGGUUUGGACCAUAAGAAAAUAGUCCCUACUUUUUUUUUAUUUUAUUUUUUUUUAUUAACAUUUCUUUGGUAUUCCAAGAAAUAAGAAUUGCUUAAUUAGAAGUUAAAAAUUUUCUUUCCUAAAUACUCCAAAUAUAUUGUGAGAGCCGCUUUAAUUUUUCUGCAUGUCAUGCUCAGUAUUUACAUUGUUACUGUAUGUAAUUGAUUUAAAUAAUCCACAUAAGACAGCCACUGGAGGCAGACUUAGUGCUACAAUGUAGCAGCACAAUGGGGACACUGCAUUCAGACCACUUCAAUAAGCUCAAGUGGUCUGGGUGCCUAUAGUUUCUUUAACCCCUUAAGGACACGUGACAUGUCAUGAUUCCAUUUUAUUCCUGAAGUUUGGUCCUUAAUGGGUUAAGCACUAAUCAAGGCAAAUACAGAACUACUUGUAUGCAUAAACAUUACUUGCGCAGUGUACAUGUACUGCAAAGGUGCAAUUAUUUUCUAGCAUAUCUAUGUAGUCAGGACUGAAAUAACAGGUAAUGAAAUGCUAACUGGAUUAGGGCUAGUCCCAUUAUCUUGAUACCGAUGGCUAUUGCGUGCAUAGUGCUUGUGUAAAUUGUUGGCCCACUACACUGACAUUCUUGGAUGUAUUAACAUAGUGUAUAAUAAGCCAUCAUGGAUCCUUUUGUUUGUUAGGUUUCUAUGACCGAGAUAAUAACUCUAGUUGGAACUCAAGAGACAAAGAUGCAUACAGCAGUUUUGGGUCUCGUGGCAAAGCAGGUGUAUUUAAUGAUAGAGGAAGUGGAACCAGGAGGUAAGAUUCUUUAUUCUUAUGGACUUUCUCAUUUUUGUUGGGGGAGGAACUUAUGGUUAAUGAGAUCUGUAGUCUUCAAUCAAAACUUUUAAUGCACUGCACAGAUGUGGGGUUUUAUAUCUAUUUUGUCUAUUAAACAAUGUUUUGUGCAACCAAGUAAGGUGAAAGCCCAUUCCUCUGCCAAAAAACCUGAGGGUAGUCCUGUGUGCUGUUCUCGCACCUUGGCCACCAUCGCAUAAACUGGUAAACAACCAAAUGUGCCUCAGGUAAGUUCACUAGAAAACUGACUUUACUUAAUAAUGUAAAGAUUAAUGGCAUGGGGAUAUUGGAUUUUAUUUUUAUUCAGGAUAAAUAUAUAUUGUACCUUCAUUAAGUCUUACUUGAAAUCCUAGUACAAUAGCACUGCAUGUCAAUGGCUUAACGUUUUUUAAAUGUGUAAUUUAUCUCUGACCUAUGCUUUGUGCUUAGAUCUGAUGACCGUCGCCCAGAUGGAUUUGAUGGAGUAAGCAGUCGUGGCGACAGAAGUGGAUUUGGUAGAUUUGACCGUGGUAGUAGCCGGUGGUCAGAUGAAAGAAACGAAGAAGAUGAUUGGUCAAAACCCCUUGCCCCAAAUGAUCGCGUUGAACAGUAAGUGUUGGAAUUCUGGUAUUUCCUGUUUUCUAAACUACUGGUGCAAAGCUGCAAUAAUCUCUCAAUUUUGUUUCAGGGAGCUCUUUUCUGGAGGCAAUACAGGCAUUAACUUUGAGAAGUAUGAUGAUAUUCCAGUUGAAGCAACGGGCAACAACUGCCCUCCGCACAUUGAGACCGUAUGUAAUUUUUCGACUUGUCCUUCAUGGGUUUUUGUCUUAAUAUGAUUAUUUAAUUGAUGUGGAACUUAGUUAACUGCAGGAGAAUGUAGAAGUUUAUAGCCUGUUUCCACACUUGUUUGACCAGGGUUCUCAGGCUUUUACUGUUCUUGUGGAUCUUUAUCUGUCCUAUAGAGAAAAUCCAAGUUGUGUCCUCUUUAGUCCUUGUGUAAAUAGGGGUGUUCUUCCAGGGCUUAAAACAUUCUACACUACUAGCCAGCCUUCAAAAGUUACUUGCGCCUGGAGGAUAAAAGCUCAUUCACCAGUGGUGAAUUUCUACUCAUACGGCUAGUGUGGCAAGUGAAAGAUUUAAGAAAGGUUUUUACACUUGUACAAUAAGAUUUUAAAUCUUUGCUCUAGAACCUGUAGGUAAAGACUUUUAUCUGACAACCCUGUAGGUAAAGACUUUUAUCUGACAACCCUGUAUCUUUGAUGUAAAGUGCUUGAGGAUUGGCUAUUAAAACAUAGCAGCAUAUAUAGUUUGAAAUGCUCACAUCCAUAUGUGUUAUGAAAGCCAGGUGAUGCUAGACUACCUAAUGUUUAACUUCACUUUGGUGUGCAAAGUAUAUUUAGAUAAAUAUAUAAUUUUUUUAAUCCUUUUCCAGUUUCAAGAUGUUCAUAUGGGAGAAAUAAUAAUGGGGAAUAUUCAACUGACAAGUUACACGCGGCCAACUCCAGUGCAAAAACAUGCCAUUCCCAUAAUCAUAGAAAAAAGGGACUUGAUGGCUUGUGCACAGACAGGUAAACCACUUGCUUCUCUCUCAAUGUGCUAAUUUGUUUUUUGCAGUCACAAUGUUUAGGUUUGUUUGAAAUGGUACUUAUGGUUUUUGAGUGGGUUUUUUUUUUUUUUUUUGACCGCAUGUUUUUGUGCACACAGGCUCUGGAAAAACUGCAGCUUUUCUUCUACCCAUUCUCAGUCAAAUCUAUGCAGAUGGUCCCGGAGAUGCUGUGAAACACUUAAAGGUAUCUACUUUUUUUUUUUUUCUUUUUCUCUUCAAUGCUUUCUGAAAUGCUUUUUAAACCACUUAAAUGUCUAGUCCAAGUAUGUUGAGUUAAUUUGUGAAGCUUUUAAAAACCCUUUUGGCAUCUGUAUGUUUAAUGUAGCCGGGAUGGUGACUUUUUCAGACCCUAAUGAGGAAGCCAGGAUUGCCUUUCCUUUGUUAGUCUUCAGUGUUUGGGUCCUUGCACCAUAACUACAGCAGGUUGUUUUGGUUAUGAUUCUUGGAAUGUCACUUUUUACAUAGGUGGAUGAUGUGAGAAAUAUUUACAGAAUUUUCAUAGCUGGCUAACUUUUUUAUAUUUAUUUUGCAGGAUAAUGGAAGAUAUGGAAGGCGCAAACAGUUUCCUCUAUCACUAGUUUUGGCUCCUACGCGUGAGCUUGCAGUACAAAUCUAUGAAGAAGCACGAAAGGUACUUAAGUGUUCUGGUGUUUAGAGAAGCACCAUUUUAAUAAGGAGCGCUGUUGUUGUAUCAGUUUUCUUGCUUUAGUCUAAAGCAUGUUUUCUUUUAAUGCAGUUUGCAUACAGAUCCAAAGUUCGUCCAUGUGUUGUAUAUGGAGGAGCAGAUAUUGGGCAGCAGAUUCGGGACUUGGAACGCGGCUGCCACUUGCUUGUUGCUACUCCAGGCCGCCUAGUAGACAUGAUGGAGCGGGGGAAAAUUGGCUUGGACUUCUGCAGGUAUGAAUUCAAACUAGUGGCUUUUGAAUUGUUCAAUCUGCAACGAUUGAACAAUAUAUGAACUACUGCUAAUAGUGUAAGCACUAAAACUUGAGUUAUACUUGCAAGUAUUGCUACUUUUUGUUGCCAUGCGCAUUCCUAUACCUUGACAGCUAGUGUUUUAUUUAUUCUUACAGAUAUUUAGUUCUUGAUGAAGCAGACAGAAUGCUUGACAUGGGUUUUGAGCCUCAAAUUCGGCGAAUUGUUGAACAAGAUACAAUGCCUCCAAAGGGUGUUCGUCAGACUAUGAUGUUUAGUGCUACUUUCCCCAAAGAAAUUCAGGUAGCUGUUUGACUCUUGUUUUUUGUUAUUUAUAGAAUGCAUUUGUCUUCGGAAUGUACAUUAACUGACAUGAAGGCCACUUGCUUAUGAUCGUUUAUUCCAUUUAGAAUGUUGCCUAAAUGGAAACUGUUUUUACAUCUGCUCCAACAGAUACUUGCUCGUGACUUCUUGGAUGAAUAUAUCUUCCUGGCAGUUGGCAGAGUUGGUUCUACAUCUGAAAAUAUUACUCAAAAAGUAGUUUGGGUAGAAGAGUUGGAUAAGCGUUCAUUUUUGCUGGAUCUCCUGAAUGCUACAGGUACAAGUUAUGUUGGUCUUGGUGGGAUAUAUUCUAAUCUCCCCCCUCCCUCCUCCAACCCACGAACACUACUUACUCCACAAAACACCAAUGCAGUAUAACUUAACUUGUAUUUAUUCUCUUAGGAAAAGACUCCUUAACACUAGUUUUUGUGGAGACCAAAAAGGGGGCAGAUGCUCUUGAGGACUUCCUGUACCAUGAAGGUUAUGCAUGCACAAGUAUACAUGGAGAUCGAUCUCAGAGAGACAGAGAAGAAGCACUUCAUCAGUUCCGUUCAGGAAAGAGCCCAAUCCUUGUUGCCACUGCUGUAAGUGUCUGCUAAAUUACAAAUCUAUUAAUUUUGUUUUAUAAAUGCUGUGACUAAAUACACUCUCUGGUAUACAGGUUGCGGCUAGAGGCCUUGACAUUUCAAACGUGAAACAUGUUAUAAACUUUGAUCUGCCGAGUGACAUUGAAGAAUAUGUACAUCGCAUUGGCCGUACUGGUCGUGUUGGUAAUCUGGGUAAGUUACUUUUCUCUGGCUAUAGUACUUCUCAAACAUUGUUAAGGAUACUUUGUCCUGUGCAUUGCUUGUAGUGUAACUUAACACUUAAUGCUGCAUGUCUAUAGUUUACCAGAUUCUGGUUGACUUGUACAUUCAAUAUAAAGCCUCUUGACUAAUCUUUUUGCAACAAAUCUCCAUAUGAUUGGAUGUACUUGGGAUAUUCAGACUAUAACAAUAGUUGGCUUUGGCAUGCAACAAACUAUUGGGUAGCUUGUACUACUACAGAAGUAGUAUAAUCUGCAUAUUGAAACCCUUCCAUCUUAUUAUAUGCAUAUGAGGACAUUUUCUUAGUUGAAUCCUUAGUCACAAGUGAUUGGCAUUAACAAAUGUAUUUUAUUUAACUGUGGAAGUAUUCUGGAAGUCAUUUGGUUAAGCUUUGGAAUUGGUGUGUGAUGUGUUGCUUUUUGUUCCUAUUUCUUAGGUCUUGCAACAUCUUUUUUCAAUGAAAAGAAUAUAAAUAUAACAAAGGAUCUGUUGGAUCUACUUGUGGAAGCAAAACAAGAAGUACCAUCAUGGCUGGAGAACAUGGCCUAUGAGCAGCAUCACAAGAGUAGCACUCGUGGCCGUUCAAAGAGGUAAAUGUCUGGUCUUUUUCUAACCUGACUGCAAAAUUAGAGAAGGAUUUCUAGUUCAACUUGACAAGUGCCUCUUUUCUGAUUCCAUAAAUUAAACAGCCAGUGAUUGCUUAUCCAUAUUAAAUAGAACUCCUGUAUCUAACGUGCAAAAUAAUAUUGCGUACAUUGAUUCUGUCCUCAUAAUCCAACCUCAGUGUUAAAUAUUUUGUGGAAAGUGUUCCUGAUUUUGUUCUUAUAUCUUUUUCUUAGUCGGUUCAGCGGUGGAUUUGGCGCUAGAGAUUACAGAACAAGCACUGGUGCACCAAAUAGCUUUGGCAGCAGUAGCCGUGGAGGACGUAGUAGUGGCCAUGGUGGAAGCAGAGGAUUUGGUGGAGGUAGGCAUGUCUUGACAAGUUUGAACAUAGUUUUUGGCAAUACUUAAUGUCAAUCUAUAAAUCUAAAAGGUGGCUGCUUAGUUGUGUGUGCGCACACCUAUUUAAAUAUUUUUAUAGGUGGUGGGGUUGGGGGCUAGUAAAGGGGCAUCUGCUGGAGCAACUUCAGAUAUGGCAGUAUCUUUGCCGGUUUGCUUUCGCCACUGCUGAAUAGUAGUUUUUCCAUCCACAGGCCAUAAGGCCUAUUAGAAUGAAACCUUUAAUAACAAAUCUUUCAUCCAGCUUUAAUAGGUAAUAUAAUCAGACCUGGUCAAAACAGUUUGUGCUGGCACGAGUGCAGGGAGAAGCUAGUACAGCCUAGUUUCAGAUUUAAAAAAAAUAAAUUCAGCUACUGGUGGCAAAUGCCAUAUUCUGAUGCACAGAUGAGCAAAGCAAACCCCUUCUGGACUUCACGUCUUGUGUGCAAUUUUUUUUAAUUUUUUUUUUUUUUUGUAGGGGUGUCCCUAGUAUUUGUAUGCUUGUUUUCAUUCUAUCUGAAACCUGUGCAAAUUUCACAUUUGUAAUAACUGCUCUUCUGUUCACAGGCGGCUAUGGGGGAUUCUAUAACAGUGACGGCUAUGGUGGUAAUUACGGUGGCAGCUCCCAAGUUGACUGGUGGGGCAACUAAAUCUCUGCAGUAGAAAUGACUCAACCAAACAAGCUAAUAUGGAAACCACAUGUAACUUAGCCAGACUAUACCUUGUGUAGCUUCAAAGAACUUGUACAUUACCAACUGUGAUUCUCCACAGAAUUUUGUUUUUCAAGGGAGCUCUGGGCCAUGAAGAUAAAUUGGGGGGGAAAAAAAGACUUACUCUGGUGUUGAAGACUUCAUUGCUGUAGUUUUGGAUUAACUCCCAAAUCCACCCCUCUCCCAACAACUGCAUUUAUUUUGACUGAGGAUAAUUUGUUUAAUGUACUGUGCCUUUAACUUUAGACAACUUUUUUUUCAUGUCCUGUUGGCUCAGUAUUGCUCAAGAUAAAGUUAUGAUAAAAUAAAUUUAUUGAACUUGGGCGAAAUCAAACCUUGGCACACAGGUGUGAUACAACUCAAAACAGGAAUCGUUUCAUUCACACACUAAUUUUACAAGGAAAAACUUGUGCAGUAAGCAUGCAUUAGGGCUUCUGUUAAUUUGCCACUUUGGGGCAAACACUUUGAAGCAUAUCAGAAAAAAUAGUUCUGAUGUGGCGAACUGUAACAAGUUAAGUUCUGAUUUGCUCACUCUAUCCUGGACAGGUACAUAGAACCUGAAGUCUUCUUAAUAAGCCAUUCCAGUCACAACGGUGUGUAUGAACGUUCAUGCAUACAAAGCACUGUUUUCAGCGAAUGCAAGAAAAUACAGCAAUUCCUUUAACAAUGUCUAGGCAGAUCAUGACUUGUGAGCUAGCCAAAUAUGGGCCGAACAUACAGGGAACAUUAAAACAAUCUGAGACUUGAAAUAGUUUGUGGGAGGUAUCAUCUUUAAAUUUAUAUAUGCCUGUCAUGAAAUGUGGCAGAAUGGCUGACCACAGCAGUAUGUGGUUCUGUGACAGGCCUGGCUGAUUUUGGUCUAAUAACGCAUGCUAGUGUUGAUGUUUUUUGGUCAAGAGGGUAUGAACAGGAAGAAUUAUGCAGCAGGCUUUAUUUUAAUGCAGAUUCACAUUACUCUGUUCAAGCUGCGUUGGGAAGUUAAACAAACAUACUUGGCUUACAGUAGACUUUGUAAAAUGGCUCCAGACGAGUAAAUUAAAUAUCAAUGGUGGUAAAAAAUGUACAUGACUGCACAAGGUGUCAAUCUGCUAACAUGUGCAGUUUAGUCAGUUUUAGUUGCAUAGGUUUCCAUUGUAUUUAGUAUGUAAAUGCUAAAUCUGGCCAAAGACUAAUUCCCAUCUUUUUUUAACACUCCAAUGCCACUUGAAAUUUAACUUACCGUAUGUAGUGAAAUUUAAAAACUUGGUGGCAUAGGAUCGGCAAAUUCUAAAGUGCAAUAUAUUAUACAUGUGUAUUGUGCCUUGCGGUAAACUUUUUGUAGGUGCACUUGACAGUAUUGAGGUCAUUUGUUAUGGUGCUAUAUAAAAUAUAGGUGGCCCUUGUACAUUUUGCCCAUAACUUUAUAGAAAACUUCUUUUAUUGCACAUAUUGAGAAUUUUUAUAAGUCUUGUGUGCGUGUCCUUUUAACCUCAAAUCUUUUUGUCUCUAGGAGAUGGGUGGGAGGGACACUUCUACAGUGUAGGGCAAGAUUGAGACUUAUUAGGGACCAGGGGUGUAUUUAGUUGGGUAAGGAAACUAUUUUGCACACAAUCGAUUUCUAGAUACUUUUUUGCUGCUAGUUUUGUGUAAUAUUUAUUGAACAUUUUGACAAAUAUUUAUUUUUGUAAGCCUAAGUGAUUCUUUGAAAGUUUAAAGAAACUUGACCAAAAGACAGUACAAAAACACUGGCACUUGAAUGUUGAAUGUCAACGUAUGCGUGAAAUUAUAUAUUUCGGGGUAGUGUGAGCUUUUAAUGUUAAGUCAUAUUAAACUCUUAAGUCAAAUUAAGCAGACCCAGUCUUGGCGAUGCAGCCAUAACUUUCUGGUGUAAUUGAAAUUAAAUUGGCAAUUUAAAAUUAAACAUGCCAAGGUUUUGAUACACUUGUCUUAAGAUAUUAAUGAAACACUUCAAAACACUGAUAUGAAGUGUCCAGAUUCUCAGAUGUUUGUUGCGUGAGUUUUGUUUAGUUGUGUGGUUUCAGUUUUUUAAUUUAAUUUUUUUUAUUUCAGUGAAUGUCUGGCACAUUGCAAUCCUCAAACAUGUGGUUAUCUUUGUCAUAAUGGAAAUAUACAGUGACUUGUCUUCAAUGAUUACAUAUUAGCAAGUGUAUUUUGGCACCAUGCCUUUCUUAAGAUAGUUUAAAAAAAAAAAUAUGCAAAGAAUGGAUUCAAACUUGCUAAAUGUCAAAAUUGACUAUCAAGUCUCUAGUUUAGGAACUGCUUAUUGUACUAGUUUAGAUGCUUAGCACUGCAUGUGCUGUGCAUUACUGAUUUUAAUACAAAAAUAAAAGUUGAAUGGCAAAAGA